Amphibalanus amphitrite is the source of this 1311-nucleotide messenger RNA. RefSeq names its product ragulator complex protein LAMTOR2-like. Lineage: Eukaryota; Metazoa; Arthropoda; Thecostraca; Balanomorpha; Balanidae. The coding region runs from base 232 to 642 and encodes 136 amino acids. Gene Ontology annotation, molecular function: molecular adaptor activity; guanyl-nucleotide exchange factor activity. Gene Ontology annotation, biological process: positive regulation of TOR signaling; cellular response to amino acid stimulus. Gene Ontology annotation, cellular component: Ragulator complex. The transcript is spliced from 4 exons. The record is from RefSeq and is a predicted model, not a curated record.
CCGGGAGACAUCGAACGCGGGGCAUGUACCGGCACACUCUAGGAGUGUGAUUGUUGCAAGGAUUUUUUGACGCUUGGGCCAGUUCACAGUUGCUACACGUCUACACGUCCUAUACCACAUCAUCAUCAUCAUAAUCAUCGAGUGGCGGGACUGGGCUGUUGGGGUGGCGCGGCGCGGUCUCUGGGGUAUUGCCGGCGCCGCCCCGCCGAACGCUGUCAGGCCGCCGCGGCGAUGAACGACUCGGCGCCGCCGGCAGUGCAGAUGCUGAAGCCCAAGGUGGUCUCCGAGGUGCUGGGACAGGCCGUCACCGACGGAGUGACAGGCGCCAUACUGAUGAACCUGGAGGGCGCGCCUCUGGCGUACAGCGGCGGCGGCUCGGAGCAGCAAUGUGAUGUGGUGGCCGCCAUCGCCUCCAAUAUCUGGGCUGCCGGCACCAAGCACGGACUCACCGUGUUUGAUGAUCAGCUGGCGCUGCAGCUGUUCGAUUGUGAGGAGGGCCGCAUGUGCGUCUGUCCGGUGACGUCUCUGCUACUGUGCGUGUUCGGCGCGCGCACCGUGCCGCUGGGCAUGCUGCGGGCCAAAGCCGAGGCGCUGGGCGGCUACCUGUCGGGGCCGCUGACGGAGGUGGCCGGCGCCGACUGACGCCGACACUGGCCGGCGCUGCCUGCAGCUCGCCCUGCCGCCGUGCCGGCUAACGAUGGCUGCUGAGCGCAGUGCUGCCGGCGGUGGUGAGCCGUUCUACGAUGGCACCGGCGGCCGGUCGGAGCCGCGGCGUCCCUGCAGCCGGCGGCCCGGCGGUCGGAGCCGCGGCGUCCCUGCAGCCGGCGGCCCGGCGGUCGGAGGGCACGCCGUCACGGCCGGGCGGCCCGCAACAGGGCAGGUGCAGCGCCGGGCGGGCCGCAGCUGACCGAGCGUGGCCACCGCGUGCUGUGUUUGUUACCCAGGGCUCAGUGUAAUCGCGCGGUCCGGGGACCGCUUAUAUAAUGGGAUAAACUCAAAAUUUUAGGUACAGAGGUAUACCCGCCAGUGUCUAUUGUUCCUUGAUACUGCUAUCCUAUCCUGUCCUGGACAUAGGUACAGUAGUAGUGCCGCGUCAACUUUGAAACUGGUCUACUCGCUUAGCUUUUUUUUACUUGAAAAUGAUUUUGUCAUGUUUAUUGCCUUUUUAUUUCGCUAUAAGGGCGUUUCCUCAUUGCGGACGGGUUGGAAAAGUAUAUGAGUGAACGUAUUAAGCCUUCAAGACGAUACUAGAAUAUGUCGGGUUAAGGCUCACGUAUGUCGAUGUAGAGCUCAAUAAAUGUAUUGCUGCUA